This is a messenger RNA of Rhododendron vialii, 1085 nucleotides long. RefSeq names its product tetraspanin-19. The record is from RefSeq and is a predicted model, not a curated record. The transcript has 6 exons. Bases 195 to 857 code for a protein of 220 amino acids. Gene Ontology annotation, cellular component: membrane. NCBI's taxonomy places the organism in Eukaryota, Viridiplantae, Streptophyta, Magnoliopsida, Ericales, Ericaceae.
GCAAGAAACAAGCGAAAUGAUCGGCUAUAUAAAGCGCCAGAAACAAACAACAGAAAUGCUGUUCGGUUAUUCCUCAACCCUCCAUCUCCGUGCAAUUGCUUCCAAGUUCUAACCCUAAAUCCUCACGCAAGGUUUGGGGUUUUUUCCAAUUGGUCUGCAAUUCAACCCACCACUAUCGAUUGGGCAAUUCGGAAAUGGGGAGAAUGCUGAGGAGCUGCAUGCAAUCGCUGCUGAAGCUGGUGAAUUCGGUGGUUGGUAUGACUGGGAUUGCUAUGAUACUCUACGGUCUCUGGAUGAUUAGGGAUUGGCAGAGGCAUAUGGACGAUGGCCCUUCCCCUUUCGUCGGUCCCGAUACUCCUGCCCCUUGGUUCAUGUACACGUUUCUUGCCCUUGGUGUCACUUUGUGUGUGAUCACAUGCUCAGGCCAUAUUGCUGCUGAGACUUCUAAUGGCUGGUGCCUUUAUUGUUAUAUGGUGUUUGUCUUCUUGCUUCUUGUGCUGGAAGCUGCAGUGACUGCUGAUGUAUUCCUGAACCACAAAUGGCAGGAGGACUUCCCUGCGGAUCCAACUGGCAAUUUUGACGAGUUUAAAGACUUCGUCAAGAAGAACUUCAAGAUAUGCAAAUGGAUUGGCUUGUCGGUUGUGUGUGUACAGUGUCUGUGUAUGUUACUGGCUACGAUUCUGAGAAAUUUAGGACCACAUUCCGAAAGAUGCUAUGACAGCGAUGAUGAUUAUAUUCCAGACCGGGUUCCACUCUUGAAGAAUUAUGUUCAUCCACAUUACGCUGUUGGUGACCCUAUCUAUGGAUCCAAGAAUGAUUCUUGGAAUGUAAGAAUCAAUGAUAAGACAAACAGGUGAAAGUGGAUUUGGAAUGGGAAGAUCCUCAUUUGGAUGAUGAAGGAAGAUCAAAAGCAUGCCGAGGUUAGGCUAAAUAUGAACAUAUACUGAAUGUAUUGAAAGAGAGGGCAUUGACAACAGUUGCAUGAACAGUAGAAUUCCCUGUUAUUCUGGAAUCCUUCUCUUAAAACCGUUUCCCGUAAACAAUUGAAAUGCAUUAAAUGAAAGGUAGAAAGUGAACUAGAAAAA